AUGUUUUUAGAAAUCCUUAUUGUGUUUCUUAGUCUGCUUUUGCUAUGGGACUAUUUAUCGAAAAAACGUCGCAAUGAUAUGUUAAGUUAUAUGAAGGGACCCAAACCGUUACCGGUUGUGGGGAAUGUUCUUUCCUAUCGUGGACAAAACCCUGAACAGAUUAUGUCCUUCAUCACCAACAAUAGCAAAAAAUAUGGUGACAUGUAUCGUGUAUGGAUACUUCAGCAGUUGGCUGUUUUCUCAUCGGAUCCUCGUGAUCUUGAAGUCAUUCUGAGUUCUCCCCAGCACAUAACCAAGAACAAUCUAUAUGAACUUUUGCAUCAGUGGUUGGGCACUGGUUUACUCAUGAGUACAGGCAAAAAAUGGCAUUCACGUCGUAAAAUUAUCACUCCAACAUUCCAUUUCAAAAUUCUGGAGCAAUUUGUGGAAAUAUUCGACCAACAAAGCACGGUAAUGGUUAAAAGGCUGAGUGACAAAGCCGAUGGGGAAACUGCUGUUAAUAUCUUUCCAAUUAUUUGUUCCAUGGCCUUGGACAUCAUUGCUGAAACUGCUAUGGGAGUCAAGAUUAAUGCCCAAAAUAAUCCUAAAUUUCCAUAUGUUCAGGCUGUGUUUACAGUAACAAACAUAACCACAAAGCGUUUCAUCAACGUUUGGCAUCGUAUCGAUUGGAUAUUCCGUGUCACUGCACCGACAGAAUAUAAACGAUUGAAUGAAAGUAUUCGUUUGAUGCACGAUUUCACAGAGAAUAUAAUUAUGGAGAGGCGCGAAUCAUUGCAAAAGACGGUCGGUCAAAAUUUAUCUCUUGAUGAGGAUGACCUUGGCCAGAAGAAACGAAUGGCGUUGUUGGAUGUGCUCUUGCAGUCCACAAUAAAUGGUGCUCCCUUAAGUAACGAAGACAUUCGAGAGGAAGUAGACACAUUCAUGUUCGAGGGCCAUGACACCACGACAAGUGGUAUAUCAUUUGCCCUUUAUCUCAUUGCCCGACAUCCAGAAGUUCAAAAGAAGCUAAUGGAAGAAAUUGUCGAAGUUUUGGGAACCGAAAAGGAUCGUCCCGCUUCAUAUAGAGAUUUAAGUGAACUGAAAUAUCUGGAAUGCGUUAUAAAGGAAUCGUUGCGUCUUUACCCACCAGUACCCAUGAUUGGUCGUUACUUCACCGAAGAUGUUGAAAUACGCGGCAAAAAGAUUCCGGCUGGUACCAAUUUUACAAUGGGCUUCUUCGUAUGCCUUCGCAAUCCCAAAUAUUUCCCUGAUCCUGACGCUUUUAAACCAGAACGUUUUCUAAGUGAGAAUGCUGCCGAAAUUGAUCCCUAUGCUUACAUUCCCUUCUCGGCUGGGCCCAGAAAUUGUAUUGGUCAGAAAUUUGCCGUUUUGGAAAUGAAGAGUGCCAUAAGUAAAAUUUUGAGAUACUAUGAAUUGUUGCCGUUGGGUCCCCAGGUUAGGCCAAUGAUGAAUUUGAUUUUGCGUUCGGCCAAUGGCAAUCACAUUGGAUUAAAACCGAGACAGUAUUAA
Musca vetustissima is the source of this 1509-nucleotide messenger RNA. It is a transcript of the gene Cyp4d2, whose product is annotated as cytochrome P450 4d2. The record is from RefSeq and is a predicted model, not a curated record. NCBI's taxonomy places the organism in Eukaryota, Metazoa, Arthropoda, Insecta, Diptera, Muscidae. Gene Ontology annotation, molecular function: monooxygenase activity; oxidoreductase activity, acting on paired donors, with incorporation or reduction of molecular oxygen; heme binding. The transcript is spliced from 6 exons. The coding region runs from base 1 to 1509 and encodes 502 amino acids.